GUUGCGCGGUCACGUGAGCGGCGCGGGGUCAGCGGCGGCUUCCGGGGAAACCAGGACUGGAUCGGGAGCGGAGCGGGACAGAAUCGCCCGGCCAUGCCGCUCCCGGUCGCUCUCCAGUCCCGUCUGGCCAAGCGGGGGCUGCUCAAGCACGUGGAGCCAGAGCCCGAGGAGGAGAUCAUUGCCGAGGAUUACGACGACGCCCACGUUGAUUACGAGGCCUCGCGGCUCGAGGGGCUGAUGCCGCCCUGGUACAAAGUGAUCGACCCCACCUGCGGGCUGCCCUACUACUGGAACGUGGAGACCGACCUGGUGUCGUGGCUGUCCCCGAACGACCCCAACUCCGUCAUCACCAAACCUGCCAAGAGGCUCAAGGGGAACCCAGAGCCCGAGGAGCCCCCGGAGAAGGAGGAGCCGCGCGAGCGUCGCUUCCACCGGCGCGAGGAGCUGGCGCCGUACCCCAAGGGCAAGAAAGGGCGCAAGGACGAGGAGCUGGACCCGAUGGACCCCAGCGCCUACUCGGACGCGCCCAGGGGCUCGUGGUCCACGGGGCUGCCCAAGCGCAACGAGGCCAAGACGGGCGCGGACACGACGGCGGCCGGGCCCCUGUUCCAGCAGCGGCCGUACCCCAGCCCCGGCGCCGUGCUGCGCGCCAACGCCGAGGCCUCGCGGGGCAAGGACUGAGACGGGGGGGGGCAGCCACAACCGGCUCAAGAGACAC
This is a messenger RNA of Catharus ustulatus (Swainson's thrush), 718 nucleotides long. It is a transcript of the gene PQBP1, whose product is annotated as polyglutamine binding protein 1. The record is from RefSeq and is a predicted model, not a curated record. Lineage: Eukaryota; Metazoa; Chordata; Aves; Passeriformes; Turdidae. The transcript is spliced from 7 exons. Gene Ontology annotation, molecular function: protein binding; ribonucleoprotein complex binding. Gene Ontology annotation, biological process: alternative mRNA splicing, via spliceosome. Bases 94 to 681 code for a protein of 195 amino acids. Gene Ontology annotation, cellular component: cytoplasm; nuclear body.